Megachile rotundata (alfalfa leafcutting bee) is the source of this 527-nucleotide messenger RNA. RefSeq names its product deformed epidermal autoregulatory factor 1 homolog. Lineage: Eukaryota; Metazoa; Arthropoda; Insecta; Hymenoptera; Megachilidae. The record is from RefSeq and is a predicted model, not a curated record.
AUGUUCAACGUUGAAAGAAAAGACGAAAACUUAAGAGAAACUCGUUUAUUGACAAAAAGGUCAAAAAGUUCUGUAUAUAUGAUUGAAACUGUUGGAUUACAACCAGCUUCGGAUACUCAUAAUAAAAAGUGUGCCAACUGUAAUAGAGAAGCAUUUGCGGAAUGUUCUUUAUGUAGACGAACGCCGUAUUGUUCUACAUUUUGUCAACGUAAGGAUUGGGCAGGUCAUCAAGUGGAGUGUGUUAGAGGUGCUGCUGAAACUGUAAUGCUUAUAGUAGAAAGUAGUGGUGGAGAUACUAGUACUCUUGCAACCACGGCCGGGGACCAAUAGCUAGUGUUUCUUACACCCAUUCACCAAAGGAAUAUAGAAGCUGAACAAACUAACAUAGGAUGUUCAACGUUGAAAGAAAAGACGAAAACUUAAGAGAAACUCGUUUAUUGACAAAAAGGUCAAAAAGUUCUGUAUAUAUGGUAGUAAAUAUUUUGUAUGUACAUAUAUUAAUUAUAACGAUCAAGUGUAUAAGUUUA